Molecule: messenger RNA, 2395 nt
Organism: Felis catus (domestic cat)
Lineage: Eukaryota; Metazoa; Chordata; Mammalia; Carnivora; Felidae
Gene: PLD6
Product: phospholipase D family member 6
Exons: 2
Coding region: 36-725 (229 amino acids)
Biological process (GO): piRNA processing
Cellular component (GO): mitochondrion
Molecular function (GO): RNA endonuclease activity producing 5'-phosphomonoesters, hydrolytic mechanism
Source: RefSeq, a predicted model, not a curated record
CAGGCGCCGUGGGCGGCGGGGCGGGUCGAGGCGGCAUGGAGCGGUUACGUUGGCGGGUGGCGGCUGUGGCAACCUUGGGUCUCGCGCUGGCUCUGGAGGCGCUGCCCUCCGUGCUGCACUGGCUGCGGGCCUGGCGACGGCGAGGGUGGCGGAGUUCUCUGCGGCGCGAGGUGCUCUUCUUCCCGUCGCAGGUGACCUGCACCGAGGCUCUGCUGCAGGCCCCAAGCGAGGGGCCGUCGGGGCCGCCAGCGGGCUGCCUGUGCAGCCUGCCCCACGGCGAGAGCUCGCUCAGCCGCCUGCUGAGGGCCCUGUUGGCCGCCCGCGCCAGCCUCGAGCUCUGCCUUUUUGCCUUCUCCAGCCCGCAAUUGGGGCGCGCGGUGCAGCUGCUUCACCAGCGCGGGGUGCGCGUCCGGGUCAUCACCGACUGCGACUACAUGGCCCUCAACGGUUCGCAGAUCGGCCUGCUCCGCAAGGCAGGCAUCCAGGUGCGACACGAUCAGGACCUGGGCUACAUGCAUCACAAGUUUGCCAUAGUGGACAAGAAGGUGCUGAUCACGGGCUCCCUCAACUGGACCACUCAAGCCAUUCAGAACAAUAGAGAAAAUGUUUUGAUUAUGGAGGAUGAAGAGUAUGUGAGGCUUUUUCUGGAAGAAUUUGAGCGUAUCUGGGAAGAGUUUAAUCCUACAAAGUAUACCUUUUUCCCACAAAAGAAGAGGAAUCACUGAAGCUGCGCUCUUGUCUUCAGAGUUCAAGGCGAGAACGGUGUUCGGUGUUACAGAACUUUUGUCCCCGCAGUCGAAACCACACCAGAUCUAAAAGGAUGGGACUCAGGACGGGCCUGUGCCCGCCCAGAGCGGCUGCCGGGUUCUGUCCGUGUCAGACUGUGCAGUCUACGUGAGAGAAAUCUCAACGUGAGGAAAAAACACAUUCAGACUCCGUUCUCGUUCAUUAAAACCACUAAAGUGAAGUGCAGAGUGGGGUUAAGGAGGAAGGGGAAUCCCUGCAACCCGAGUCUCUCGUUUCAGGUCAGCUCGCUUCCCACCAGUACGUUCGGCGACAGCUUUUCAGGAAGGGGCGUUCUGGAACUCGCCUCCUGCCUUGGGCCGGGUUUCUCCUGCUGUACAGAAAAGGCAAGAUACCUCUUUCAGGACGUAAAGGCUGAUUCCUCUUCCUGACUCUAGAGAAUCUCUUACUAUGGCAUCCGCUCCCCUGGCACUGUCUCCCACACUGUCUCCUCCUUUCCUGUUGGCCUGGCCCAACCCUUCCAGCACAGCUAACCCCCUGGGAUGGGCCAGAGGUCGGCAGUCUCUCCAUUUCUGCUGUCACCGGCUCGUGGGUGCUUAUGGGCAGGUUUGAGUCCGAAGACGUUAAGGAGAGAAGUCAGGAAAAAGGGCAGGAGAGGGGGGUGCCGGGCACGGCAGGAGUGGAGAGCCGCCUUCCGGGCCCCCCUGCAAGCAUUGGUUGCCACCACAGCGGGCAGGUCAUUGUCCUAGCCGGGGUGCCUUGCAUGGUGACCCUUUAAAAUAAAUACACAGGAGAAAAAAAGAACCCCACAAGUACCCAGGAGAAUGUUCAUCUUCCACAGCUUCCCUUCUGUUUUCAUCGUGGUGAGUUGCUCCGUCUGUCAGCAAGGACUGGAAGUGGCCAGAGGCUGCUUCUGUUUCUGUGUGUUAAGCCUUUAAUUGUUAGCAUGCUUGCAUUCAAGGUAAUUUUGUGCUCUUAGAAGUGACCUUCACUGUACCACCUGUGAACUUGGCUAGUUGGCAUUUUUGGCUCAGCGUAAUCAAUCAUGGGUUACCUGACCAUCUGGAGGAAUAAACUAGAAGAGAGCCUCUUUUCAGGCUGUGGCAUCUCACAGAUCUGUUUUUAUUCUCAGCUCAGGGAUUUGCUUUCACCGUUGAUUAGAAUAGCUAUCUUACGUACAUUUGUGAAAUGUUAUUUUUUCAUUAACGUGUAUCUUUAUAGAGAGAUUGUUCACAUGACACCUGAAUAGCGAUUUGGCCAUCUUGUCCUAUUUCUGUAUGUAAUCGUCCUGACGUCUGUUGGGCGUGUUUCACUUUCCCCAUCAUGCUCAUGGAGCCACCUGGAGAGACCACUCAUCGCUGCAUGUUUUUCCCUGUUUAAAGUUAUCUUUGACUUACUGUGUUAGGCAAGGAAAUGCAAAGUUAAUUUUCCUGAUUUAAUUGAAGCUAACGAGUAUAAUACAUGGAUUGGAGCUCACAGGAAAUGGUUUUGGACUGAAUGUGUUUUUUCCCCCAAGUUGCUUAUGCGCUCCUGCAGCCUGUGUUCUGGAGAGAAAACAGGAGGAGUUGUAGGAUGUGUCUGUGUCCUGGAUGCUGAAGCCGCAUCGUCCUGCACGUCUGCACGUUUGAAUAAAGGCGUUCUUACUCUGGAA